Messenger RNA from Closterium sp. NIES-65, 5040 nucleotides. The record is from the annotation of a GenBank genome assembly. NCBI's taxonomy places the organism in Eukaryota, Viridiplantae, Streptophyta, Zygnematophyceae, Desmidiales, Closteriaceae.
AUGGCACUGCUGGCUUCUGACUGCUCGUUGAUGAGCGCUCGCGGAUUGAACGCCGGAGGUCGACCCCAGACAGAUUUCCUUCAACGAAGCUCCCAAUUGGCCAGCACAGCCUCCUCCUCGUCCGCACGCUCACUUACAAUCUCAACCCCUGGAGGCACCGCGGCCAGGGGUGCUUCCCGGGGGACCAGGCAAGCAGGUCCAGUUAUUUGCCGCUCCCAACGCUUCACAUCCGCGUCGUCUCGUUCUGACGCGACGGGAAGUGAACGAGGUAGACAUGGCAAUGGACGGCUGGAGUCUCUGCAGGAAACUUUGACGUUUGGCCAGAAAGCUGCAUCCAAGGCGACAGCAGCUCUGCUGGCAACCCUCAUCACUCUCACGCCCACAGCAGCCGCUUGCUUCGCACCAUGGUCAGCCGAAGCAGCUUCCACGAAGUUCCCGUGCGAAGACGUGGAGCAGUACUAUGCAGGCACGCAGGGGCUGAAGGGAGAGGCGCUAAAGGCGAAGCUGCACGACAUUAUAAAGGGUCAUAAAGUGUACACCUACACCGAGGCAUGGGAUGCUCUGAAGAUUCUUGAUGCAGCGGACCAAUCAGAUCCUGCUAAAUCCCGUGACGUUGUGGAGAUCUACACGCGUAGGGCAGUGCCCAAGGACACACAGGCCACGCCUGAAGGCUGGAACAGGGAGCAUCUGUGGCCGCGCUCCUACGGCCUCACUCAGGGCCGCCCUGAGUUCUCCGACCUUCACAACCUGAGACCCGCUGAUGUCAAUGUGAACUCCGCCAGAGGCAACAAGUGGUACGGUGAAUGCACGUCCACUGACGGUACCUGUAUGGUGCCGGCCAACAGGGAGGCAGCAGCAGACACCGCCACCAACAAGGACGUCUGGACUCCCCCCACUGAGGUGCGGGGAGACAUAGCACGUGCGCUGCUCUACAUGGCUGUGAGAUACGAUGGCUCUGUGCCAGGCGAGCUGGACCUCGAGCUCUCAGACAACCCCAAAAUCGCCGAGGGUCAGAUGGGGCUACUCUCACCUCUGCUCAAGUGGCAUGCCAUCGAUCCACCUUCAUCCCUUGAGACCACGCGCAAUGCCCGCGUGUGCUCCCUCUACCAGCACAAUCGCAACCCCUUCGUUGACCACCCCGAGUUCGUCUCCCUUAUCUGGACCGCCGGGCCAGCCUCGGCACCGGCUGUAGGCUCGGGGGCAGACCUGGGCGUAGGCUCGGGAAGCGGAUUCAGCUUGCCCGGAGCAGCACCGCCAGUGGGGGGAGGCUUGGGAGCAGCAGCAGGAGGGGCUAGCGGGGUGGCUGCUCCACGCGUGCCUGGUUUGCAGGCAAAGGCUUGGUUUAAUGAGAUUCACUACAGCAAUGAAGGGCCGGAUAAGAACGAGUUCAUUGAGGUGGUAGUAAGUCCAGGCGUGGACCCCUCCACCCUCACCAUCUACCUCUACAACGGAGCCAAUGGCAAAAGCUACGGGAAGCUUCCUCUCUCCAAGUUCAACCUUCCUCCCACCAACGUUAACGGCUUCGUGGUGUAUGGCAACACGUACGCUCAAGGGGGGCUGCAGAACGGCCCGUCAGAUGGCAUGGCACUUGUUUCCCAGCCGGCAAACGGCGAUGCCACAGUGAUUCAAUUCUUGUCGUAUGAUGGCGAGUUGGUUGCUGUGGAUGGGCCGGCCAAGGGGUUUAAGUCGACCGAUAUUGGAGUGAAGGAGACGGAUAACUCGCCGGCUGAGAGCGCUCUUGGGCUGAUUGGGGUGGGGAAGAAGUACGAGGACUUCAAGUGGUCCAAGUUCAACAAGAAUGCGUCACCUGGCCGUGUCAAUCUGUUCGCGCGUAUCAUGGAUCCAGCAACCUGUAACAGCUGGGAGAGAGCGUCGCAAUCGUCGGAUCAUUACCAUCCCGACGAUGAUUAUCAAGACAACCACGGCAACGGAUGGAACGACGAACCCCGAGCGUCCAAUUGGGAGCGGGAAAACACUGUAGAUAGGCAGCAACGGCAGCAGCGGCGUCAGCAUCGGCAUGAGGAUCAGGCGUGGGAGGAGGAUAACCAUGUAGGGGAGCAGGAGCGGCGGAGACCGUCGAAGGAACGGGAAGCGAAGCCGACGAGAAAAAAGAAAGAGAGCGGCGGUAGCAGCAGCAGCGGUGGUAAGAAGGCGGAGUCUAACGGUCCGACAAUACCAGAGGAGUUUAUGUGUCCGCUUUCGUUAACCGUCAUGACUGACCCCGUCAUAAUCGCAUCAGGCCAGACGUACGAGCGUGCUUCUAUCGAGCGGUGGUUCGCGGAGGGUAAGCGGACGUGUCCCAAGUCCGGCGUGCGGAUUGACCAUACAAACUUCUGCCCGAACUUUGCCCUAAAAAGCAUGAUCUCUGAUUGGAUGGCACAAGGUUCGGGCAGCCACUCUUCAGCUGCCCGACCCAGCACUGCCCCAGCGAAAAAAACCGUGGUGAAAAGCUCCUCGAAAACCAGCCAGUUGCGGCCGAAAACACCACCUCCUCCUUCGCUGUUGGCGCAGUCUCAGUCGGAGCGCGGUCCAGACGAUCAGGACUUCGAACGUUCUUCCGAUGGGGUAGUGCGGAAGAAAAAAGUGGUUAAGAAGAAGAGUGCGGAUGGCGGGGAGGAGAGGGGGCGCAAGGCUUCAGGCUCGGGAAGUGGUUCGGACGCCAAGGCUCGGGCGAGGUCCGUCAGCCCGCUGCCGUCGAACCUGUCGAAGAAAGUGGCGGCGAUGGGUGGGGAUGGUCAGGGAGGGGACGGACCGACGGAUAUUAAAGCCGUAUGGGAUUCUAUAGCGUCGCAGAGCAGCAAGCCUAAGAAGGCAGGAGGUUUGCAGCGGCAUUUAUCGUACUUUCCGCGCGGUGAGGACGGGUUCGGAUCUCCCGCCGACGAUGACGAUGACGUAGGGGGGAAACUUUCCGCCGGAAUGUCCGCGCUCAAGUUAGGCCGUGGCGGCGGGGGCGGCGGCGGGGGUGGAGGUCCCGGGAAGGUAUCAGAUCUGAUGAAGGGGAGGAGUAUGAAGAUGACAAGGAAGCAGCGGGAUAAGCUACUAUCGGAGAUAGGAUCGGAUGGGGUUAGAGGCGGCGCGGGGCUAAGGAUGCCCGCCGAGGGGCCGUCGUCGGGCGACGCGGAUGAGGCGGCGCCGCCGUCGCUGCGCAGCAGCGCUAAGAUGCGGUCCCAUUCGGAAACGGGCAGGAAGGUGAAAAAAUCUGAGAGGGAUGCGGAUAGGGCGGCAGGUGGGGGAGGGGGACGGGGGGACGAGGAAUACGGCGGGCACGGGGAGCACCUGGCACCAGCGGGGAGAACUUUGGCGGGGGGAGGCGGAGGCGGGGCAGGCGCGAGCAUGUCCCCGCUGCCGCAGCGGCCAGGGUCGGUGGGGCACGGGCGGGUGCCUAGCAUUAGCAGCAACAGCAGUGGGAGCAGCACGGGGGGACGACGGCACUUCGGUAUGGACUCUACUGAUGGCAGCAGUAUGGGCGGCGCGAGCAGCGCAAGCGGCGGCAGGCGGCAGUUCGCCGCGAAUCCGGGAGACGAGCGGCCUAGGACCUCGGGCGCCGCGUUCGGCGGGGACUACGGGCAGGGGGGCGGGGGCGGGGGGGAGCCGUGGAGGGGCGCGGGGUCGGGGAUGGCACCCAGCGGAAGCACCGCGGGCAGGCCUAAGGGGCUCCGGAAAGGCGUGCUGAAAAACGCUGCUGGCGCUGCUGCUGCUGCUGGCGGCGGCGGCGGCGGCGGCGGCGGCGGCGGGGGCGGGGGCGGGGGCGGAUACGGUGGGGGGCAAGGGCAGGGUUUGGAGCGGCUGACGUCAUCCAUCCCGCAGUGGCAGGCGGAUAUCGAGGCCAUGUCGGCCGGCAGAACGUUCCGAAAGUCGCCGACCAACCCGUCGCCCCACUUGCACGAUGUGGACGUUGAGAGUACAUCAUCGGCUGGUAGGGCUUUCAGAAAAUCAACCACCAACCCGGCAAUGCAAGAUGUAGACAUGGGGUAUGGUCAUGCCACUCCCCCCAUGACCCCUCCCCCUCAGUACCCCCCCCAGCCGCCCCAGGGGCCUUCUGCUACAGGCGGGGGCGGCGCUCCUGGUGUGCCGCGGCUGCAGAGAAACAGCAGCGCGCGCAGCACGUGCAGCAUGAUGAGCAUGCCGGGCGGCAGCAAUGAUGACCCGGGCGGCGCACCCGUCCGGCGGGACAUGGGCCCGAUGGUUGAGGCACUGAAUUUCGGGUCAGGUGUGGACCGGCGGGCAGCUGUGCGAGACAUCCGAACUGCCAUCAAGGGCUGCCCGGAAAACAAAGCACAGCUGGUGCAACUAGGGGGGAUCGAGCCGCUAGUGGAAGUAAUCGAAUCUGACGACUUAGAAGCAGCAGAGCACGCUGUUGCUGCUCUCAUGAACCUAUCCCUCCACUGGAACGCAUCAGGGGAGAUUGUGCGAGCGGGUGGAAUACCAGCCCUGGUGGGCAUGCUCAAUCACGGCACGUCGGCCUCGCAAGGCAAUGCUGCCGCCACCCUGUUUGCCCUCUCCAAAGAAGACGACCACAAGCUGAUGGUCCGAGCAUCAGGGGCCAUCCCUGCACUCAUCUCGCUCCUCAAAACUGGCACGGUGCGGGCAAAGAAAGACGCAGCUCUGGCUCUCUUCACUCUCUCCACCCAGGUGCGCUGCGCCCGGGAUAUCCUUAAAGCCGGAGCUGUCGAGGUCCUGCUAGGCAUGUGUGGCUCGGGGGACUCCGCCGACCCUCCCCCGCCAGGCUUGGAAGAGAAAGCCACGGCGGUCCUAUCCAACCUGGCCCGGUUCCCCGAAGGGUGCCAGUCGGUGGUGGAGUGCGACGGGCUGACCAUGUUUGUGGAUCUACUUGAUGAGGGGUCAUCAGCGCGGGUGAAGGAGGAUGCGGCGUCGGUGCUGCUACAGCUGGCGGCCAUGGGGUUUGUGACGUACGGGGACUUGCUCGCGGAGGGCGUGCUGCCGUCGCUGGUGCGCGUGUCGCAGACGAGUGCCGAGAACUCGGAGGCCAAGACGCUGCUGCAGAUCCUGCGGCAGCACUGCGCCGAGAACAAGCGGUGA